AUGACUUGAAUUCCCGAUGACUGGUUUCUCAAAUCCUUGUUCUCCUAUCAAGUUCAAGUUGCCUACAACAUAAUGCUAAAGAACCACCAGUCUGGUUCCGCAAGUGGCUUGCAUAUAUUUCGAACCAGUAACCAGAAGCUGGUCAGUUCACUUAGAAACACGUCGCGGUUUGUACGGUUUAGUAGCUUUUUCUUUUAAUUUAUUUUCAUCUUAAUCAUGAUCAAGUACGUCAUUGGGGCCGUUGUUGCUUUAUCUUUCUUCACAGCUGUAUCUGCUGAUGAUCUGCCCGUCACCCAGCAAUGUCUGGGCUGUAUUUGUGAGGCCAUUUCGGGCUGUAACACCACAAAUAUCUGUUCUGGGGACGUUUGUGGUCCCUUCAGAAUCACAUGGGCUUACUGGGCUGAUGCAGGAAAACCGACUGUAGCUGGAGAAUCGCCUGAAUCUGCUACGGCUUAUGCUCAUUGUGCUGGAGAUACUUACUGCUCAGCAUUGUGUGUUCAAGGAUACAUGAGCAAAUUUCAACAAGACUGCAACGGUGAUGCUAAAAUCGACUGUGAUGAUUUUGCAGCCAUUCACAAAUAUGGAGGAUAUGGAUGUCAAGGUCCUCUACCUGAACCUUAUGGGCAACGAUACAGACAAUGCAAAUCCAUUGUUGGAAGCGCCCAGUAAAUGAGCUUAAUUUAUGCUAACUUAAGUGAAGAAAUGUGCCAAUCGAUUAACUGCCUCACUCAUCUUCUAACUGCAACUUUUCAUUUGAAGUUUCUGGCUCUAUUUAAGAAUCAACGAGAUUGUAUUUAUGAUCCAUAAUAAAGUGCGUUUUAAGAUA
Dendroctonus ponderosae (mountain pine beetle) is the source of this 826-nucleotide messenger RNA. RefSeq names its product lysozyme. Lineage: Eukaryota; Metazoa; Arthropoda; Insecta; Coleoptera; Curculionidae. The record is from RefSeq and is a predicted model, not a curated record. Gene Ontology annotation, molecular function: lysozyme activity.